GAAUGGAACGAUGUACUCCGAGACAAAGGCAUUUUACCGCCUAAGCCUAAAGAACUUGAGAUUACCGAAGAUGAGAUUGCACAAAUGAUAGACAAAACUGUCCAUGAGAUGCAGCACGGAAAGGCUCUUGAAGACAGGACGCUGGAUGAGCUAGAUGAACUGGAGGAUCUAGAAGACGACAGGGUGCUAGAAUCAUAUCGCAGACAGCGUAUGGCAGAUAUGAAGGCACAGCUGGCAGCAGAGAGGUUUGGUAGCGUGAUUCAGAUCUCUAAACCAGACUAUAACAUUCAGGUCACAGAGGCUAGCAAGACUGCAUGGGUGGUGGUUCAUAUGUUCCAAAGUUAUGCUUCAUCGUGCAAACUGCUGAAUGCUAUUCUGGAUAGACUCGCUGAAAAACACAAGAGCACCAAAUUUUGCAAGAUUGUGGCAGAUCUGUGCAUUCCCAACUAUCCCGACAAGAACCUUCCAACGCUAUUAAUCUAUGGAGAAGGUGAUAUGAGAAAGCAACUGAUUGGAAUGGAUGCGUUUGGAGGUGCUGGGGCUACUGUUGAAUCUGUAGAAACAGUCCUUGCUACACUCGGAGCAAUCUCUGCUGAUUCAAUGGCCAAGAACAAUGAACGAAAGGAUGAUGACGACGAC
Messenger RNA from Batrachochytrium dendrobatidis JAM81, 639 nucleotides. RefSeq lists its product as uncharacterized. The annotation marks the transcript as partial. The record is from RefSeq and is a predicted model, not a curated record. NCBI's taxonomy places the organism in Eukaryota, Fungi, Chytridiomycota, Chytridiomycetes, Rhizophydiales. The transcript has 2 exons. Gene Ontology annotation, biological process: protein folding. Gene Ontology annotation, cellular component: cytoplasm.